Gymnodraco acuticeps is the source of this 2641-nucleotide messenger RNA. RefSeq names its product protein Z, vitamin K-dependent plasma glycoprotein b (gene prozb). The record is from RefSeq and is a predicted model, not a curated record. The transcript is spliced from 8 exons. The coding region runs from base 411 to 2102 and encodes 563 amino acids. Gene Ontology annotation, molecular function: serine-type endopeptidase activity; calcium ion binding. NCBI's taxonomy places the organism in Eukaryota, Metazoa, Chordata, Actinopteri, Perciformes, Bathydraconidae. Gene Ontology annotation, biological process: proteolysis. Gene Ontology annotation, cellular component: extracellular region.
CUUGUUGGCAUCAUGUCUCCCCUACACGUCUAUGUCUAUCCGGGGAUGAUUUUAAAUGAUUAAUCCCUUGUUUACCCGGGGAUAAACAGACUCCUGGAGUUCAGAGGCCGAUGCUGCUUGUUUAGAGAGAACAGGUCAGAGUCCACUGCAGUGUUUACAAAGAGACGUUUAAAUACCAUUUAACUCUUUAGAGCAACACACCUGAUGAGGAGGUGAAACACUAACUCCUCUGGGAAUAUUGAGUUUUAAAAUCUAUUUAAAAUGUGUAAAACUGAACUCCGUAAAUUAAGACGAAGCUUUUUUAAAUUGGUAAAUUUGUGAAUGAAGUCUGGUUUGAUUUAAUCACGAGACUCCCGACAGAAAUCAGUGUGUGACGUCAGUGUGUAAACAGUGUUCAGACACUCAGAGUCAUGGCGGUCGGCAUCAUGUCGGCUCGAGCGUCUCUUCUGGCGCUAACCGCUUGCUUCCUUCAGGUUCUCAUCCAAGGACAAGUGUUUCGGGCUCCCCAGGACGUGUUCCUGCGCUCGCGGCGCGCUAACAGGUUCCUGGUGGAGGAGGUUCUGCAGGGGAACCUCGAGAGGGAGUGCUACGAGGAAUGGUGCAACUACGAGGAGGCGCGGGAAUACUUCGAGGACACGCCCAGUACGAACGCCUUCUGGACCGUUUACUACGACGGGGAUCAGUGCGAGCCGGACCCCUGCCUGCACGGUGGAAACUGCACGGACCGGGUGGGGGGGUUCCUGUGCUCCUGCCCCACCCCUCACUACGGCCCUGUCUGUGAGCUGGGGGCCCCGGGCCCCGAUGGAAACCCCCCCACCGCCCCGCUGGUCACCUCCACAGAGAUCUCUCAGUGUCCGAUCGGCGGCCCGUUGGCGUGCGAUCAGAUGUGCGAGGCGUCCGUCAGUUCGUUCGUCUGCUCCUGCCUGACGGGCUUCAGACUGCAGGAGGACGGGCGGAGCUGCCGGGCUGAAGCCGAGUUUACCUGCGGACGACUUCCUGACGAGAUCAACGCCACGCUGUGCCCUCGAGGAGACUGUCCCUGGCAGGCGUCCCUAUUGGACAGCAGAGGGGAGGAGCUGUGUAGCUGCGCUGUGAUUGGCCGUCGCUCCGUGCUGACCUCGGCUCGAUGUCUCCUAACGGGCGUGUCAUCGCCCCCCCGACCCUCUGACUUCACCGUGGCCGCCGGCGAUAGAAAGACACUUGUCGCCGUGCGGUCGCUCUACAUCCACGAGCGUUUCCGUGAGCAUUGCCGUGACGAUGACCUCGUCCUGCUGGAGUUGUCCCGCCCCCUGACCUUUGGCCCCGCCCUCUCCCACCUCUGCCUCCCCCCCACCAGGGACUUCAGCGAGAACAUCCUGAUGCAUUCUGGGAGGACGGGGGACGCCGGGGAAAAGACGCUCGUCUACAAAACGCUGGACGAGUGCCGACUAAAUACGAACGUUUCAAAUCUGCUUAGCAACAAGAUGUUCUGCAUGGGGGGGCUUAAUGAGGGACAAGAGGGUGGGCAAAGCAGACCCAAACGAGCCCAGGGGAGCCUUAAUGAACUCUGGAAUUACACUAGUGCGGAUAUGAGGAGAAAUGGUUCUGAUCGAGUCCAGAGAGACCAGACUGGGGAUUUAAGAAACCCAAACAGUACCAUUAAGAGCCCGGAUGAACCCUUUAGGAACAAGAAUGGCAGCGAAGGGACGCAGAAUGGACGCCAUCACCAGAACCAGGACCACCAACAGGACCACCAUCAAAACCACAACCAGGACCACAACCAACAACACCAACACCACCAUCAAAACCACAACCAGGACCACAACCGAACCCCCCAUGGAGCAGACCGGACUCUGAUUGGAUCAGAAACCGGGCACAGGACCCAGAAUGGCGCCCGGCGGUGUUCGGGCUUGUUGCCGGGGGCGCCGGUUGCUACGGUGGAGCGCGGGACGGCGUUCCUCACCGGGCUGCUGAUGACAUCAUCAUGUGGGGACGGGCUGGUGUUCACCAAACUGUCCCGGUACCUGAGCUGGAUCCGGACCCGGCUGGAGGCCAGCGAGGGUCACGUGACCUCUCAGGGUCACAUGACCUCUCAGGUCCUGCAGUACCCCGAGAAACCCUGAGACACUUUAUCCUCAAAUAUUAACACUUUUCCCCUGAAUUGUUGACGUUUUCUUGAAAUAUUUUAAUUUUAAAUAUUCCACUGUAUAUUCCACUACAGAUGAUAAAUGCCCAGUAAAGACUACAAUACCCACAAUGCACCAGCUCCAGUGUUACUCCGGUUAGUGUUAAUAAUGAGAGACGGGACGCGCUCUACAAACAGAUUCCGUUUUUAUUCAACAUUAAAAGGUUUCCGGUACAAAAUAAAGAAUGUUUGAGCAGAGGGGAUUGUGGGUAAUGUAGUCUAUGAGACGGAGGACAGAGCAGAGGGGAUUGUGGGUGACGUAGUCUAUGAGACGGAGGACAGAGCAGGAAACGGGUUCUGUUUACUGACCACGAGCUUCUGGUGCUGCUGGGAGAUGUAGCCUUUGAUGUGACCCUGAGGGAAACCACAGAAGAAGAACAGGCUAACUGUUAGCGCCCCGCUGCAGUAAAACACCUCAGACUGAAUAUAUCCUUUUAUUGUGAAACUGAUAUUUGAUUAAAUACAUAACAAAUCUGA